This is a messenger RNA of Darwinula stevensoni, 777 nucleotides long. The record is from the annotation of a GenBank genome assembly. NCBI's taxonomy places the organism in Eukaryota, Metazoa, Arthropoda, Ostracoda, Podocopida, Darwinulidae.
GGCAAUGAGACCUACAAUCGCGUGUGCGAACGGGAGGGAGCGAUCGACGUGGCAGAACGACCAGGGUGCAGAAGCGUGGAGCCGUCGAGAGAGAGCGUGAUCCUGUUCAUCUGGAUCCUCCUCGUAGGGGCGUUGAACAUUCAGGCCGUCCUCUGGCAUUACGGCUACUUCCAGCGGGAGGCGGGCGAGAAGGUUGGGCUCCCCGAGCUGGCCCUUCAAGGCCUGGGGCGAGGGGGGUUGGACCUCGAUGAUGGCUUCUCGUGGAGGCAAUGCGGGAGCGAGAAGGACCCAUUGCAACUCAGUAGUCUUUCGAUUCUUCCGUCUCUUUUCGUCAUUCCUGGGAAUCUGACUUUGAGUCUCAGCGCCAAAGUUGGUGUUUCUCUCUCCUCUCCCAUCCAGGCAGCAGUGCAAAUGCAAUAUAAGUUCGCCUUUUUCUGGAUAAAUGUCCCGUGCGAAAACAGAGUCGGAUCCUGCAAUUAUGACGACAUCUGCACCUUGAUUCCAUACGGACCAAAUGACUCUUGUCCAUCGGCAUUCAAGGAACCAAACGUCCCUUGUCGAUGCCCCAUCACUCAGGCAAGAUUUCCACCCCCCCGAAUGGACUGCGGUCGAAUCCCCGGCAACUAUCACCUGAAAGACUUGCUCCUGAACCUGAACGCAUCAGGGAAUUCCGUGCCAGGGGGAAAUUAUUGGGUCAGGGUCAACUUCUACGACGUUCGCAAAAAUUCUCAAAGGCUUGCCUGCUUCGAAUUCUAUUUUCAUAUCAAACAUGCGUGA